Molecule: messenger RNA, 444 nt
Organism: Symbiodinium sp. CCMP2456
Lineage: Eukaryota; Dinophyceae; Suessiales; Symbiodiniaceae
Source: the annotation of a GenBank genome assembly
AUGAACUCAUCGAUUUUUUUCAUUGUCAUGCGCUUUGCAUUGCUUUGGAUGGCCAUCUUUGAUGCGAUUUGUUCCCUCAAGCUGCCUGGACUCAAGGCCAUUGGCAUCGUUGCGGUAAUACUAUUCUCCGUCAGCAUCAGUUCUGACUCUUUAACUUCUCAGGAAGAAGGCAUUGAGGUGACCACGGAAGGAGUCUUGUUGGAGCUGGGCUGUGCUUUGGCGGAUGCCGGCUCCGACAUCGCCUCUGAUGUGAUUGGGUCAAGCUUCACUACUGGGCUCCACGGAAAAGCACGUAAUUGUGAGCUGAAUCGGUAUCUGCUGUUGCAACAGGCUUGCAGCAUACAUUGUUACUUGCUGGCUGCUGCAUCCAUCGGCGAUCUUUUGAUCCGAUUCCGGGGCUUGAUGCCACUGUCUUCCUUCUGGCAUCAUUGCCCCUGGUUCUAA